AACCAGCGUUAUCUCCCAGCAUCCUCUUUGCUACACAGCAGCACCACGGAGCGCUCUCGCCCUCUUUUAGACCUCUGGUUCACAAAAGAGAAGAAGAGGAAGUGUAGAAAGCCGGCUGCUUCCCCCCCCCCCCCGCCUCCAUCUCCCUCUCUCUGUCUCUCACCCUCUCCAUCCCUCCCUCCCUCUCUCUCUCUCUCUCUCUCUCUCUCGCUCACACACAUCCCCAUCACAUCCACACCCAAGGAUACCUUCCUCGCCUCCGUCUCUCUCUCUCACGCCUUUUUCUCUUACCCUCCCAAAUACAGUUUUUUCUUUUUUUUUCUCGCUAAAUUUCCUCUGGGGAGGAGAUGCUCAUCUGAAUCCGUCAACCCCACCCGCCCCCACCCCUUUCUUCUUCCGCCAGAAAUCCAGACUUGGAUGGUCUCCUCCUGCUGCUCUGCCACUUUGUUGCUACCUGUGGAGGUGUCCUCCCCAGUGUUCCUGGUUUUUCAGCCCCGCAGAGAGGCACCAUGCUGGGAUUGGACGUGUGUGAGUUUGGGGGUCAGGUGCUGGAGCUGCUGUGGCUAACUAUGUGCUACAGAGGUCUCCUGGCUGACAAGAAGGACCAGCGCAUUGAGGACGAAGAGGAUGAGAGACACCUGAACUACGUCGCUCCGCUCCAGAAGAGCCUGGAGGAGAUUCGGCAACUGGACAAAGACGACCAGAGUCUGGUCAAGUACAAGCGAGCGCUGCUGGGGACGGAAACAAUGCCAGCAGCGGACCCGGUUGUGGCCCGCGUGCAGGUGACCAGACUGACCCUCCUGUGUGAAGAGGCCCCCGAGCCGAUCUCCAGGAACUUAAAAGAGGACCUGAGCGCGCUGAAGGAGAAGACCCUCUCCCUGAAGGAAGGAGUGACGUACAGGCUGAAGAUCCACUUCAAGGUGAACAGAGAGAUUGUUGCUGGCUUGCGGUACCAUCAUGUGACCUCCAGAAAAGGAAUAACAGUGGACAAGGUGUCCCACAUGGUGGGCAGCUACUGCCCGAAGGAGGAGGAGCACGAGUUCCUCUGCCCGGCGGACCAGGUGCCCGGCGGAGUGAUGUCACGCGGCCGCUACACGGUCAAGUCCCGCCUCACCGACGACGACAAGAACACCUUCCUGGACUGGGAGUGGAACUUCGAGCUCAACAAGGACUGGAGUGAAUAGAGGGAAGGAGAGAUGAUGCGGAAGCUCUUCUGUCCCCCCCCCCCGCCUCCACGUCUUGACCUCCUCCUCUUCUCCCUCAGUCGCCGCUCCGGCCGUUUUCUUCAUUGUGUGUUCGGUGCAGGUUUAGUGACCUUUAGAGAAAAAGAAUCGCCCCCCCCCCCCCCCCCCCCUGCCUCCCUUAAGCAGCACAGCGAAGGAAGUCAGUGCAUACAGGCCCAUUACAAACAGAUGACACAUGUAAAUACUGUGCUCAACAGCACCCGUUCCAACACCAAACCAUUAAUGGCUAAAUGGAUGGUGACUUGAGGCAAAGAUGAGGUGGGACCUGCAGCUCACGGAGGCCUUUAAACCUCGAGGGGACAAACAUGAUCCACCGGGCAGCACGCCGACGCCUCCGGCGAACACGUUUUAAAGCAUUUAUUCAUGCAAGUAAAAACACGUUCCUCCACUUUUUUACAACGGUGUGAUUACGCUCAGCGGUGUGUGCUUGGCGUCGGCGUUUACCUUUGUGUACUUGCUGGGAUCAUGUUUGCGCCUUCGAUUGCUCCCGAUUGCCACAUUUUGCGUCAUGAUGCAUGCACAGCCCAUCGCUCCCAGAGGUAAUUCAUUUACUUUUACAUGUAGUGUGCGUUAUUGGAGCCUGGGGAGAUUGUCGUAUGACGUCCUCCAGACACACGCCGGCUCAGAAGACAUAGGGAAAAAACAUCACAAUUCUUCCAAAGCUGUAUGGGCUUUUAUUACUGUAGUUCUGAAACUAGAGACCCGUCUAUCUCCAAAAUGGGUGUCAAAUUUAAGAGCGGCAAAGUCCGGUUGUCUUUUGUUUUGUCAGACUUUGAAACAAUAACUGGAAAAGAAAAGAAGAUUACUUUCGAGAUCCGUCUUUUUUAUUGCUUUCUGUUGGUGUCGGUUAACUUUUUUCUAAGUUAAUGUAUAUAUUUUAUCUUAUGUCUUAGAGUAUCGAUUGAUUCAUCUGUGGUUCGAUUCCAAGGUUUUAUGAUUUAAAGUGUAGAAUCACAUACGGAAAAAAUAUUGUUUUAAUAACAUUCUUGAACAAAUCCUCAAAUCUACAGGAAGUAAAGGAAUAUCACGGUUUUAUCAAACAAAUGUUGUCUUUUCUAUCUUUAAUGAACUGGGAUGAAGUGUACGACCUAUUUUAACUUUGCUGUGUGCUUUGGAAGCAGCAGUUUUCUCUCAAGUCUUUGUGGCGCGUUUUGAAAAAACAAUUAAAGACUAACUGAACUGUGGAUAUUGUAGAAAGAGAUGCGUGCAUGUCCAUUGAUAGUUUGAUACGAUUCAUUUAUUCAAAAUGAAUAAAAAGUGUGCCCCUUCUGAACUUCUCUCAUGUACUGUUAACACAAGACGUGAAUACAAUUCUGCUUUGAGCGUUAAUUAAACAUUUUAGGAUUGAAGCUGAAAGAAUACCAAGAAGUACAUCAAGGGAUGAAUAAAUUCCCUUCAAAAGAUAAGAAGUAUCAUCAUUGUGUUAAGUCUCUGGAUAUGAUAUUGUCAUUGUUGCUGAAAAUAUUGAACUUUGAACUCGAAAUGUUUGUGAUCUAAGACUAACUGUAAAUGUUGGCGUGUUGGUUGUUGCAUGGUUUAGCAAGAUUCUCUUCCUUUUUUUUACGACUUUAUUGUAAAAUUGAAUGUGAUUAAAAGAAGAUUUAAAGAAGAUACCGGUUGCCACAUACUGCAGAUACGGUAUUUACAGGGACAUUUUUAAAGGCACAAAUAGCUGGAAACAUUUGUCUGUGUUUAUCGCCCAGCCUGUAACGAUCAAGUGCUGCAGCGUCAAAUAUUGGUAUCACAUCUAGUAUCCUGUAUCUUUUAAUAAAGGCAAUUCAAUUAACCAGUGA
Messenger RNA from Gasterosteus aculeatus aculeatus (three-spined stickleback), 3037 nucleotides. Its product is annotated as rho GDP-dissociation inhibitor 1. Gene Ontology annotation, molecular function: protein binding; Rho GDP-dissociation inhibitor activity. Gene Ontology annotation, biological process: Rho protein signal transduction. Gene Ontology annotation, cellular component: cytoplasm; membrane; cytosol. The record is from RefSeq and is a predicted model, not a curated record. NCBI's taxonomy places the organism in Eukaryota, Metazoa, Chordata, Actinopteri, Perciformes, Gasterosteidae.